Messenger RNA from Acipenser ruthenus (sterlet), 1979 nucleotides. Its product is annotated as eukaryotic translation initiation factor 3 subunit J-A-like. Gene Ontology annotation, molecular function: translation initiation factor activity. Lineage: Eukaryota; Metazoa; Chordata; Actinopteri; Acipenseriformes; Acipenseridae. The transcript is spliced from 8 exons. Gene Ontology annotation, cellular component: eukaryotic translation initiation factor 3 complex; cytoplasm. The record is from RefSeq and is a predicted model, not a curated record. Bases 139 to 894 code for a protein of 251 amino acids.
GCGCUGUUAGAACUGGUGUAUUAUGCAUGCCUGGCACACGCGUGUCCUCCGUGAAAGUCCCCCAGUAUCCCAUCAUUCCGGGCGCGGAGCAGCCAGCCAGCAGUUGGACUGGCUCGAACAGACACACACGGAGCGAAGAUGGCGGACGGGGACUCCUGGGACGCGGACAAUUUCGAGAAUUUGGUGCCGGACGUGCCGGUCAAAAAGGGAGUGGUGCUAGACAAAUGGGAGGGCGAAGACGAAGAAGAAGAUGUGAAGGAUAAUUGGGAUGAUGAGGAAGUGGAGGAAAAGAAGGAAGAGAAAAAAACAGAGGUCAAAGUUUCAGAAAAGAAAAAAUUGAGUGAAAAGAUCAAAGAGAAAGAGCAAAAACAAAGGAAAAAGCAAGAGGAACUCAAAAAGAGGUUGGAGGAACCGGAAGCGCCAGCAGAAAUGACGGCAGAAGAACAGUUAGAAGAGAAACUACGAGUACGGAAAAUGCAGGAAGAGGCGGACCUUGAACUAGCAAAAGAAGCAUUUGGUGUAACGGCUGUAAAUAAUGUAACCGGAAUUGAUGACAUGAAUCCUUCUUCUAAAGACGAUUUUACGGAAUUUGAAAAUUUGCUAAAAGAAAAGAUCUGUCGGUAUGAAAAAUCAAUACAUUAUUCCAGCUUCUUGGAGUCAUUGUUUCGGGAUCUCUGUACUUCAUUGGAAGUUGAAGAUUUGAAAAGGAUAAACAACUCUUUGACAGUGCUAUUUAAUGAAAAACAGAAACAAGAAAAGCAAAAUAAAGCCAAAAAGAAGAAGAAUAAAGGUGUCAUGCCUGGAGGAGGACUGAAGGCAAAACUGAAAGAUGACCUGGCAGACUAUGGGGGGUUCGAAGGGGGCUAUGUACAAGAUUACGAAGAUUUCAUGUGACGAAGGACCCUCUCUGCAGAGCCUGGCUUCGUUCUCCACAGUCCCUUCACAUACAGCACAACUUCCUUGUUUCUUUCCAAUGCCAUCUUUAAUGAUGUGGUAUCCUUGUGUGCGCUUUGUCUUUUGAAGGUUAGAAAGGCUUCAUAAAGAACAUGCUCUUAAUAUGCUUUGUCUUUGAUUAUAAAGCACAAACCAGAACCUGAUUCGAUUCAUCCUCCAGAUCACCACCUUAAUUCAACAGUUUUCAAGUUGUACUGGAGUAAGAACACCUGCAGUAAUUGGUCAACCGUAAUAAAUGGUACAUCUUAAAAAAAAAAAAAAAAAAACCAAUAUAUGUAUUUUAAUUAUUUAAAAAAAAUGAAUGAACUCAAGAAAUACAAGUAUUACAGUGUUAAUUAAGUUCCUGCAUCUAAAAAAAAAAAAAAUCUGAUCUAUGCAAAUAGAACUGGGUAUUUAUUUUGAAUAUAGAUAGGUAAGCAUCCGCCACAAUUUACAAAGUGCAGGAAUAGGAUACUGCAUCUUUAUAAAACCUGGACCACCACGCACGCUUACUGAAUGCUUUUUGGAAAUGCUGGUUAUAAACACAAACGCCAAAGGGCCUUCAAAUGAAUAAAACAUGACUGACCGUGCAGUUGUUUAGUAAAUAACUAUGAUAUGCUAAAGAAAGAAAACUGAGCCAUAUGCCCAUACUCCUUACAUAAAAAUGGUAGGAACUUUUUAUUUGACUCCGUUAAUUUGUAAGUGCAUUGGAUAGUAUCUACUCAAUAUUUUUGUGCAUAGAGUUUAGUUUAUAUUUUGUGUUUAUUACUAAUGCAAAUACAAGGGUUGGCUGUUUUUCUCACAUCUGGCUCUCCAAACCUGUUCACACAAGUUUAUUCUGAGUAUGAUGCAAUAUUCUUAAAGGAAUAUACUUGUGACUUCAUAUGGGCUGUAAUUAACAAACAAUUGCUGGUUUGCCUUUGUUUCCAUAAAAAGACUUGCUUAGCAACAACAUUACAUAAUUGGACAUCAAAAAUGCAAACAAUUCUGACAUCUGCGGUGUUUUAUAGAGCAUCUAAUGUAAUAAAAUCACUAUUCUAAAGGGA